GCUGGAUUGCAGAGCAUCUUAAUUCAAGUUUCGCUCAAGUACAUGCCUAACCGGUGGCGGGGCGAAGUACCUAUGUGAAUGUUUAGGUGCCAUCCGAAAUAUCCUCGACUUAAAAGAAAGUAAGUUUUUUCCAUCGCUGCAAGUUCGAUGACUGUGACUCAAAGAGGUAGGCCUGAUCUAUUGUCGAUCAGAAUAAGAAGUAGUUCCUGUACAUCAACCAGUGAUUUAUUCAAGUACGCAUCAAAGUGUAAAGUCAGGAUAUUUGUUAUUGCUCCGUGUUGCUCAUUGAUUAUCGACCUAGGGUCAGGAACAAAACUGUUAUAAAAAAUGCCAACAAUUACGAGCUGCGCAACUACCCCGCUAGAAGAAAAAAUGGCCCUCGACGUGGCUGCUCUGGAUCCCAACUAUUGGGCGAAGCGAUGGGUACCGGGCACGAAAGACCACUCACCGACGUGGCACGUGGGAGAGCGUCGGGAGUACCUGCUAAACAAGAUUCGCAAGGAGGAUCUCCACGGAGUGGUCCUGGUUCCCUGUUGCGGUGCGAGUGCUGACUUGCUGUUUUUCGCGGAACAACCGGAAGUGUCCCACGUCAUCGGCAUCGAUACGCGUUCGUACAAAAGUGUCUGGGCGAGGUGAAGCCAUGUCAUGCACAUGCUAGUUUCUGCAGGAUACAUCACACAGUCCGACUACAGUACCCCACCAGGCAUGAUAAAUCUGUUGAAGGGUACGGGUACGCGAUUCCGUUGCGCAAACUGCAUGAGAAACUGCGCUUCUGCAUGACAACUGCGCACUAGCUCUCGUCCGCUUGAAGAUGCAUCAUAGACUUUUUCCUCCUUAUUCAAACAUAAACAUUCCGCAGCACAGUACAUACAAGUGCUCUGCUUCCCGACAUCCCAGAAAUCAUAUUUGCGACGCAUAGGCAAAGUGUGCGAGUACCCCCUUCGGGAGGAGCUGCCGAAGGUCAUUAUUGCACGAGAAAAGUGUUACACUUAUCUUACACAUUGUAAUGCAAGACCGGCAACACAGACAACCUUUCUCAUGCGGGAAAUGCUUGUGAAUGUGAGCCUCGUUUCCUUCCUGUUUUCUCUUUAUGAUCUUCGCAUUACAAGUUUUCUCUGCCACAAAGAGAAAAUCUGUGAUGCAGAAACUCCAACACGUGGGUAACUGUAACACUUUUUUCUCGUGAUAGUCAUCGCGGAAUGGCUACGAAAAGCGGAAAAAACCGGCGCUCCGGAGACGUGCGAUGGACCACCCGAUUUACAAAGACCAAAGUCGCCUGUGGACGACCAAGCGCCACCAGGCAAAAAGAACUUGGUGAUCGCGACGAAAAGGAACCAUGCGAAUGUGGAACCGAUCCGUGCGCAAGAACUAGUAGACGACACAACUACAGCUGCGGAGAACUACGAGCACAGCUUCUCGUGGUGGACGUACGAAGCCUCAAAAAGCGAAGUGCACGACAAGGUGAAGAUAUCAAAUGUAGAAAUGUAGUCUGGGUCUGGAAAAAUGCAACUUGUCAUGCUAUAAAUCUGAAGCAUGCAAAAAUCUGUGUUGCAUGAUUACCAAAAGUCGUCCAGUUCUGACCAAGUGGCGAGGGAGUUUCUCAUGCACGAUAGGCAGCAGAGAGAUCGCGCAGAAUCUGUCAUGCUACGUCCUGCAUUCCAGUCCUCAUGGAUCAUGCAAAUAAAGCUGCAUGACAGAUCGCGCAUUUUUCCAGAUCCAGACAUUUUUGCAUUUGAUAGAGGAUGAUGUGUGAUGACAAAGCGAAGGCGCUGAGGAAGCUGUACGUAGUCCAGCAGGACAUUCUGCAAUUCGACAUGGGCCAGGUCGCAAGCGUGCUUUUCCCCAGCAUGAUCACGAUGCGUACAGAGAAAAACGUCGACAUCAAUUGUUCUGACGUGCGAGGACCGGGUGCUGGUGACGGAGCUGCUGUGCCGGAGAGGACGCCGCAAGAAAUAAGGGCAGCGAGUGCAGCUACAACUACCGCGCAGGAGAAGAUGAACCGGCAGCACAGCGAACCCUUGGCACCGGGAAUGAAAAACCGCUCGGAUUCGAUGUUUUCCCGUUCUUCUUGGGUUCCAAAUUUGAUCUUCGACUUUGCUUCCCUGGUCGCCAUGGAGCCGGCUACCCACAAGGAGUACGUGACCCGCCUGCUGCUGCUGCGCAAGAACCACGAGCAGCAUUCAAUUCUUUCACCGACAACUUGUGUCGACGGGCAGGGAGACAGUCGUGGCCAACAACUACCGACCAAAAGCAAAAGCACCAACACGAAUGAAGAUGAACAUGACCACCAGGUUGUGGACCAGCAUCAUGUUGCGUACUACCUCGCCACCAUCGAGUACCCCGCGGGCGCGCGACGUCCCCCACCGUUUUCGACUACCAGACAGGAUGUCGCUAACCUCUUUUCUAACGGCGGCGAGGGCAUCUUUAAGGCCACGGAAGCACGGCCCAACAGCCACAAUGGAAGACGAGCCACUGGUUGUGGAACUACGGAUACGAAAUGGAAAAGUAUCGUACUAGUAUAUAAUAACUUGCAUAUAAUACAAAUUAGCCCAGCAUUACAAAUUAAAUCUGUAAUUCUGAUUUGCCUUAAGAAAGAAAUUUGCAAUGCAUAAAUGCAAGUACUACAACGAGUACGUGUACGAUACUCUUGCAGUGGAUAACGGAGUUCAUCGUGACCUGCACGGACACAGAAGUAUCAAAGGGAUAAAUAUGUCUGGGUCGUCUGGAAGAGUGCAGACAUUUGUCAUGCAGUUUUUGCCUGACGCAGAUGAGAUCGUCUGGCAUGCAAGUUCUAGCAUCACAGGUUUCACGCAGGUAUCGGCCCAAUGUAUAAUCCGCAUGACAAUAGGCCGCUCUUUCUGUAACAAGAAGUGGGGCCUUUUUGUGAACGUGCAUGACAGAUUUUGUCACGAUGUAGAAUUCGCAUCACAAAUUCGCUCCGACCCUAUGGCGCUCCAGCGCCUGGGGAGGCUUGGUUCCCCAGCGAUAAUGGACAGUGGCAAUGUCGGCGCGUUUGUUCUUGUUUUAGCGCCACAAUUUCGAAUCCUUCCAGACGUCUCCAGGGAUAUUUGCAUUGCAUAAAAAGUACUGAUCGAUAAAAAGCCGGUCGUGAAGAAGUCCAAACCCGGAUCCAGGACAACUGCCUCCUCGCAUUCGCAGUCCACCGAAGAUUUCUACCGCCUUUCCAUCACGCUGACGAGCGGAAGCUGUGGUCGCUAGGGGUGGUCGAGAUUAUUCUGCGGCGAAGCGGUUCGACAGAAGCGAUCUUCAUAGAGCAAUUUGCUCCUGGCACGAGCAGCUGCUCUAGACGGCGCGAUUGCUUCUGGGCGCGAAGAGGAGUUUCUUUGUAGCAAGAAAGUAACUGCAGGAAAAAUGAAUGUGUGUCCGCCUGGUGGACCACGUGACGAGGACGAAGGACCACAAGUCUCGGUAGUUAGAAAUAGAAAAGACAAGCUGACCGUGCUCGCCUUAUGUAUGCACUUCAGAUUCUUGCUGCUCUACCAUUUACUCCUCAUACCGCGAUCGAAUUUCUACUUUCGGAGUCGUAUUUCCUUGUAAAAGGUAAUGGUAAAGGUCCAGGAUGAAAAUCAAUUUACAAGUACUUGCACUACUCCAACCUAGCAAGAUCGUGAAAUUGUCGACUCAGUUAGGAAUAAAU
Molecule: messenger RNA, 3658 nt
Organism: Amoebophrya sp. A120
Lineage: Eukaryota; Dinophyceae; Syndiniales; Amoebophryaceae
Source: the annotation of a GenBank genome assembly